AAAAGUCAAUGCCGUACCAACUUUACUACAUUCCCUAAGUCGUUUGUCUUGCAAAUCGAGAGCCAGUCUCCUCCGACCGGUUCCGCUGUGUUCCUCUUUCUGCGUCAUUCCUUUCCUUGCUUGUUCCUUGCACGCGCCUCCGGCCAUGACAGAUUCGAAUCGCCCCCCACAUCAUCUCUCCGAUCCUCACCCUUCGUCAUCCUCGCAGGACCUGCAGAUUCCCUCUACGACGCACGAGACCGGACACAGCGAUGCAGACAGCCACUAUGUACCGCGUCCGAAGCGCAUUGCCUGCGUACUUUGUCGGAGGCGAAAGCUGAGAUGCGACGGGAAGCGGCCCAGCUGCGGCACUUGCUCCCGUCUCGGCCAUGAAUGCCUUUUCGACGAAGUUCGCAAGAAAAGCGGGCCCAAACGAGGUUAUGUGAAACAGUUGGAAGCGCGAUUGGCGCAAGUCGAGAACCUGUUGAAGAACCAGAAGACAAAUAUACCACUAGACCAAGGGAGUGGCUUCCCCGGCGCAGUCACAAACCACUCAACCGACAUCUCCGAGAUCCUUUCUAUCAUUAAUGAAUCGAGCGAGUUUCAGCAACACCAUGAUCGAAUCUCCGACCCGUUCCCCGCUCAAGCGUUCCAGCAAGCUGGCCCGACCAACUCCCCGGACUAUGGCAUGGAGAUGAUAAGUCUUGGCCUGGAGGAGCCUCUUCCGAGUCAAGAAAUUAUUGAUGAGCUGAAUGAGAUAUACUUCGAGAAAAUCCAUCCUGGGAUUCCCAUACUACAUCGUCCCAGGCUACUGGCGGCCAUGAGCCUCGGCCCCAGCAUACGACCCCCGUUGUGCUUGCAAUAUAUUAUGUGGAGUCACGCGGCAUCCAUCAGCGACAAAUACUCCAGCUUGCAUUCGGUAUUCUACGAGCGGGCCCGCAAAUACGCCGAGGCGGACGAACUGAAAGGGCUGGGGGAACAUGCGGUGUCUUUAGGUCACUGUCAGGCUUGGGUGCUCAUCUGUACCUACGAGUUCAAGAUGAUGUUCUUCCCUCGAGCGUGGUUGAGUUCUGGGAAAGCCGCAAGGCUGGCUAUCAUGAUAGGGUUGAAUCGGGUCGAUGGGGAAGGUAUCGAUGUGAAGCAAACAUUGACUGCUGCAAAAGACUGGAAUGAAAAAGAGGAGCGACGGCGGGUGUUCUGGAUGGCGUAUUGUGCCGACCGGUUUGCGAGCAUUGGCACUGGGUGGCCUGUCGUUUUCGACGACAGAGAUGUCUUGACUAAUUUACCAGCCUCUGAAGAGGCUUUUCUCAAGAACCAGCCCCAAGACACAGUUUCUCUAGAAGCUGCGCACGCGGGAGAGGGCAUGCCUACCCUGUCUGCUUUCGGGGGUGUGGCCUUCAUGGCCAGCAUCUUUGGCAAGAACCUUGCCCACCUUCAUCGGCCUAAUCCACACGAUGACGAUCACGACCUCAAUGGGGUCUACUGGCAGCGGCACAGGUCCCAUGACAACAUUUUGCUCCAUUUCUCUCUCACCAUGCCUUCUCAUCUGCGAUUAUCCGUCGGGACAACCGACCCCAACGUCAUCUUCUGUAACAUGGCCAUCCACACGGCCACCAUCUGUCUCCACCAGGCGGCCAUCUUCAAAGCGGAAAAGAACAAGAUGCCAGGGCCCAUUGCCACCGAAAGCAAGAGAAGAUGUAUCUUGGCUGCGGAGCAGAUCUCGAACAUCUUGAGGUUGAGCAGCCAUGUCGAUCCCAGCAAGAUGAAUGUCCUCACACCCUUUUGCGUCUACGUUGCGGCACGCGUCUUUGUACAAUACCUGAAAUUCCGGCCCGACGACUCGGCCGCCCGUUCAUCCUUACAAUUCGUCUUCUCCGCACUUCACCUACUGAAGACCAAGAACCCGCUUGCGGAAUCGUUUAUCUUUCAGCUGGAUCUCGAUACCGCAGGUACGGUGUUGUCCGACUUCAAUCAGUCGAAGAAAGCAUGCUUCAUGAGAGCGGGUCUGCAGCGAGACGCGGCUUUCACCGAGAGACGCUACUCCAGCGACUCAUCUCUACUGAACGUCAGCCAAACACGAGUCCAGCCUGACCCAGACCCCUUCGACGCAUCGCAAGGAAGCUGCGGCUCCAGCUCCCGGUCCUCUUCAGUCGCGCAGCAGAUCCGCCUCGAAGUCCGCCAAGCCAACCCCUCGCUGAGUGACGCAGCAGCAGCAGCAGCCCACCGGCACAAAAGACAUCGCACCCAACAGCAGCCCCCGACGUUCGGAGACGAGAUCCACACCCCCGACCGAGACCUGAGCCAUCCCGUGGUGGUCGACUACAGCGGCGGCAGCAGCAGUGUAGAUCUGCGCACCGACUCGCUCUCCCCGGAUGUUCACUCAUCCUCCGCCACCUCGUCGUACACGCGACUCAGUCCCCAGCAGCCGCCUGGACUCGCCAACAACAGCUUCAUCGCCACCCCAGCCAGCUCCCUCGAUUCGGCUGCGGCAGCCUGCAACACCAAUUCAACCGCAGCAAACCUCAUGUUCGCCAAUCCGGCGAUCCCACUCGACGCUGGCGCUGGGUAUCCCGAUGUCUUCGCCGGGGUCCCGCGGUGGGACGUGAAUGCCCUCGCGUUCUCUGGGCUCGAUGGUUCCACCCUGGACAACAGCAUGUCCGGCGGUCUGGACGGUCUCAGCGAAGCCCAGUGGGCGCAGCUUCUGACCACGAACUGGGAUGCCUACCCGGAUCCGAAUAUUCUGCCUUGAGAGAUCCGUCCCAUUUGCAUAUGCGAGAAUUUGGAACAGAAAAGAAUGAUGAUCAAUCACUAUAGAGCCGCUGGGCGGGAAACAUCACGAGACUUACGAAUUGUACAUUCAUUGAUAUGUGGGAGGGUGGGGGGAUAUCGAGUUGAGUUAGCAUUUGGACAUACCAUACCC
Messenger RNA from Aspergillus brunneoviolaceus CBS 621.78, 2899 nucleotides. Its product is annotated as putative C6 transcription factor Prf. Lineage: Eukaryota; Fungi; Ascomycota; Eurotiomycetes; Eurotiales; Aspergillaceae. The record is from RefSeq and is a predicted model, not a curated record. Gene Ontology annotation, cellular component: nucleus. Gene Ontology annotation, molecular function: zinc ion binding; DNA-binding transcription factor activity, RNA polymerase II-specific; DNA binding. The coding region runs from base 146 to 2728 and encodes 860 amino acids. The transcript has 6 exons. Gene Ontology annotation, biological process: DNA-templated transcription; regulation of DNA-templated transcription.